Messenger RNA from Aethina tumida (small hive beetle), 1151 nucleotides. RefSeq names its product 28S ribosomal protein S31, mitochondrial. The coding region runs from base 51 to 1118 and encodes 355 amino acids. The transcript has 6 exons. Lineage: Eukaryota; Metazoa; Arthropoda; Insecta; Coleoptera; Nitidulidae. Gene Ontology annotation, cellular component: mitochondrial small ribosomal subunit. Gene Ontology annotation, molecular function: structural constituent of ribosome. The record is from RefSeq and is a predicted model, not a curated record.
GUAGCUUGAAUAUACACCUGUCACAUUUUAGAAUAUUUUAGGUUAUAAUCAUGAAUAAACUACACUUAUUUGUUAGAAACACUUCACUAACGCGAACAUUUUUGAGCCCCUCAACAUGUGUAAAACAAUCAAUAGCGAACAAAUCGUCAGAUGAUGAUAAAGAUGAGAAAGACUCCAAUAAGAAAGGAGCUGUACAUAAGUUGAAUGAUUUAUUAAAGAAAAUAGUUGAGGAUGACAUACCAGCUCAAUCUAAACUAAAAUUGGCUAAACCUGGCAAUAAAAGACAGAAACAGGCCAAAAGGAAAGAUGAAAGUGUCAAGAAGGAACCUGUUGAAAAACAGGUUGUCCAAGCUGUUAAAGAUGUAGCCCAAACAAUUGGAGGAAAUGCCAAAAUAAAUGAAACAGAGUUACUAUCUAAAUUGUUGAGUCCUGUUUCUGAUAAAUCUGUUACCAUGAACUUAAGUGACAUUGUAAAAGACAUGAAAAUAGACAGAGAAACAAAAACUGAAACUCACCAAUCAAGAGCUGAACAAGUGAAGAGGAUAUUGCAAAGGUUCAAAGCCUCAGACAGCAAUAUACCAAGAGAAAACAAAAGGCCACCUAGAAGACCCACCACAAAACAACAACCUGAGGAAUACACUGAAAAGAUUGACUUGUUUGGAAGCGAACCUCUGGGAAUUUUCACCAAUAAAUCAAACUUCAAGGAUGGAGUUGAAAACAAGACUUGGAAUAACUUGUAUCAGAGGGAGCUGAGGUUGGCUGUUACACAUCCACCCGCUAAUUACUUCCAGCAGAUGAUUCUGUGGACAGAACAAGGGAAAAUUUGGAAGUUCCCAAUAGAUAAUCAAUAUGGAAUGGAUGAGGAGGAAAAGGUGUACUUUGCUGAACAUGUAUUUUUGGAGAAGCAUUUGGAGCCAUGGUGUCCCAGAAAAGGUCCAAUAAGGCAUUUUAUGGAAUUGGUUUGUGUUGGUUUGUCUAAAAAUCCUUACAUUAGUGUUGAAGCAAAAAAGGAACAUAUAGAAUGGUUCAAAAAUUACUUUGAGGAAAAGAAGAAAUUGUUGCAAGAAGUAGGAGCCAUACCAACUACAUCUGCACCUAAGCAAAAGAGUCUUGAAUAGAUUUUUGUAAAUAUUAAAUAAUAAAAAACAUAU